CUCGUGCAGCGCGCGGCACCGAGAUAAGUGGUCGUCAAAUGAUGUCUGUGAUCGCUGGUUGGUCGGUCGCUACUGCAGCAGGUCGGCUACUCGUUUAACUCGCGUUGAUGAACAGUAAUUUAUUCCGUCAUAUAUAUAUAAAUAUAUAGGUAUAUAUUAUAUCCGUUCGUAAUUUUCCUCUGGAGGUGUUAUUCGGUCGUCUGGCGCGCGAGACUGUUACACUGCAAAUUCAAUAAUUAUUGUAAUAUUAUAUAUAUUGCAGCUGCAGGUACUUAUCUCACAAUGAUAUAAAUGAACAGUAAACGUAUGUAAGCAGGUACCUCCUAAACAGCUGCAGUUUCCGAGUGAGACUCGCGAGUGUUUUUUUUUUUUUUUACAUUUUCGUCAGAUUAUUAUAUUAUACAGGCGAUAUACCUAAGUAUUACAAAAAAUAGUCGAUUUUUUUCCGGUCAUUACUUUAUAAUUUUAUUUUUAUUUAAAAAAAAAAAAUUAUACCUUCACACGUAAAAUGUCUGCGAAUAAUCAAACGGAUCAAAAAAAAGGAGAUGACCAAAAACGUGCCAUCCAACUUAACCAGAUACCAACAGCACUACCAGGUGAUGAGGGUAAAAUGUCAGAUUCGCUCAAAUGGUUCGCUUUCGUGUCGUACGGCGUCGGUCACGUUCUCAACGACCUGGUCGCCUCCAUGUGGUUCACGUACGCCUUGGUGUUCUACCACUACGUCAUGCAGCUGUCCAGCAUCAAUGCCGGGGCCGUGGUGCUCGUCGGCCAGCUAACAGAUGCGGUUGCGACGGCCGCCAUAGGCGUUUUAUCGGAUAACGCUAACAUCUAUUGCACCGAUCGAUACGGCCGUCGUAAGACUUGGCACCUCUUUGGUAGUGUACUUGUGUUCAUAAGUUUACCGUUUGCGUUCUCGCCGCCCAUAUUGCCACAAGCCGAGAGCUCCGAACUGAACACCGCUCUAUACUAUUGUUUCUUCAUCGUCUUCUUCCAAAUCGGAUGGGCAUCCAUCGAAAACUCGCACAUGGCGUUGGCUUCGGACCUGACGCCAAUAAGGGACGAACGAACAGCUUUACUAUCCAUCAGGUAUAGUUUUACCGUCUUUUCAAACAUCUUGGUGUACGUAGUCACCUGGAUCGUGCUCAGAAGUAACAAUGCGAGCAAAACUCAAUUUGGACCUUCAGAAAGAAAAGAAUUUCAAAUAGUCAUAUUGGUGAUAAUGAUUGUCGGUGCUAUGACGACCAUAAUAUUUCACAUUGGAGUACGCGAACCACUUACUAACAAUCGUGUGAAUCGACAGCUUCUGAUGACUGAAACGGAGGCUGAACGCGCAGCCAACAGUUUUUGGUCCAUGUUCAAACGCAUCACUCUUUACCAGACUGCCAUCGUGUACAUGAGUUCUCGGAUCACGGUCAACAUGACUUUGGUGUUCUUGCCGAUGUACUUACAAGACUAUUUAAAACUGGAAGCCGAAAAACUAGCACUGUUGCCCUUAAUAAUGUUCGUCAGCAGUUUUUGUAUGUCACUCCUCAACAAACCAAUGAACAUGAAACUCGGUAGAAAGUACACUUAUUCGUUUGGUGUAACGUUGUCAUUGGGUUCAGCGUUGUGGUGUUAUUUAGGCGAAAGUGACACAUUUGCCAAAUAUCAAGUAUACGCUGUCACUAUCAUAAUAGGUAUUGCUUGUUCGGUGGUAUUGGUCACCAGUCAAGCAUUGACCACCGAUUUCAUCGGCGACAGAACGCAUAGAGGCGCCUUCACGUUCGGCCUGAUGAGCUUCACCGACAAAGUAUGCAACGGGGCCGUAGUCAUGGCUGUCCAAUCUUUGCAUUGCGAUACGUGUCCGAAUUACUAUCGCGACGUAAUGGUCUACAACUGGACGAUUCCGUCGUUUUUGGCUUUCAUCGCGGUCAUCAGUUUGCCCUACGGCGGACGUCCAAAUCUGGUUUUACCAGAAAUCCCGGAAACGCAUUCAAGCGGCAAUAAUCAACACGCCGACCAAUCGAAAAAGCAUCCGAUCGAAAAGGGAGAAGAGGCCUUACCCAGCCACGCGAUAAAUUCAUGACGGAACAAGUAAUAACUUGUCUAGUCAACUAAUCGAUAAUAUAAUAUGAUAUUUUAAAAUAAAACAUAAAUUAACAGUAAACAAGCGACUAAUCGUGUAGACAUAUUUAAUUAUUAUGUGUGAUUUAUAAAAUAAAAUAAUUAUAUUGUUUAAUAUCGUCUUAAACAAAAACUCCAGUCGUGACUAUAUGGGCAUUUGAUGAUACUGUGAAAACCGUGUUUAAUAGUAUAACUAGAUCAUUUCUGAUUAGUUUAUUCAAUUUUAUUAUAUCAUAGAGUUUCUCCAACAACUGUUGAAAUUGUGUAAUUGUAAUAAAAACAAUUAAAUUUUUUUAUUUUAAAUAAGUCAUAAGGUACGAAUUAUUAUUGUUAUUACUAAUUAUUAUUUUAUUUUUAUAUAUAGAAUAUCGAUGUCCACAUCAGGUACAUCUAAUAUUCUAAUUAAUAACAAUGCAAUGUAAAUUUUAUUUUCAAACAAUGUGAUUAUAAUUG
Messenger RNA from Diuraphis noxia (Russian wheat aphid), 2556 nucleotides. Its product is annotated as major facilitator superfamily domain-containing protein 12-like. Gene Ontology annotation, molecular function: symporter activity. Gene Ontology annotation, biological process: carbohydrate transport. Gene Ontology annotation, cellular component: plasma membrane. The record is from RefSeq and is a predicted model, not a curated record. NCBI's taxonomy places the organism in Eukaryota, Metazoa, Arthropoda, Insecta, Hemiptera, Aphididae.